This is a messenger RNA of Cylindrotheca closterium, 1539 nucleotides long. Lineage: Eukaryota; Bacillariophyta; Bacillariophyceae; Bacillariales; Bacillariaceae. The record is from the annotation of a GenBank genome assembly.
AUGAGUCGACCACUUUCACCAGUAUUAUCAGCCCCAACAUCAGGGCCUGCUCAAUCUUAUUUCUUUUUCCUUCUGGUGGCGACCUUUUCAUGUUGUGUCAACAGGUGUCAUGCGCUACUACCACCAGCACCUGCAACCGAAAGCAGCAUUCAGAGUAGUGUGAUUUCCAACAACGUGGUUGCUUCUUUCUCACGGUUAUCUCACUACAAUGGAAAAAUCUUAGAGUCAAGAACAAACUUUCGAAGACGUACCACAAUACGCUAUGCAACUGAAAAGUUGGCAGAAGUCACUAAAACAUCAUCCGACACUUCAGCACCAUCGUCAUCGUCAGAAGCCCCCAAAAGACGACAGUUGGCACGAGGUUUGCUACUUUCCUCCUUUUCCGAUGGGCUGGUGCCCAAUCCACAAGCUCUUGAUUUUUGGAUGGACAGUCUGGUGGAAUCCAUGUGGAAUCAGUACUUGCAAGGUCUGCAAGAAAAGGUGGAAUCUUCGGCCAAGGCCAGUCCCUGCUGUGGUCCCACGGAUGUUGACAGUGUCAAUCAACUAUUGGAUGCCAUAAGUGACGAAUCAUCUUCUUCCUUUACUGAUGAAGCUACUAAGAAAACUGGGCAAUGGAAAGUCAAAUUUCAGAAACUAUUGGAGAUGCAACAACACCAACAAGAACAAGAACAAUCUGGUGAAUCAUUAUCAUUAUCAUCAUCACCAUUGGAACUUCGAUUCUUGUACAUUCCCACUGCCAUGUACGCCCUCCGCAAGGAUUCCACCAACUCGCCAGGAAAGCAACGACAACGAGCCCGUGCUGAUGGCAAAAAGCGAAGGACGCAAAUAGUGCAGCUGAUUCAAGACCAGUUUGCAAACGCCUACCAUGAAAUGAACGACUGCUCUGACGAUGAUAUAAAAGAACAAAUGAAAUCAUCACCAGUCAAAGCGCUGGCCGUUUCAUUUGACUUGGAUGAUGGUAGUUUGAAACAACCAGAAGGAUCCAAGAAUACCUCCAAAUUUCCCUCCACUGGAAUGGACGCUUUGAAAGAUUGGAAGCCGAAUCUGAUUUACGUCCAAGGCGGGAAUACCUUUUGGUUGUAUCACUGUAUGGAAAAGGGCGGUUGGAGAGAUGCUUUGGUGGAUGCAGUUACGGUCGGUGAUGAUAAUAAUAAUCAAGCCCCUGCUGUGUAUUGCGGAACCAGUGCUGGUGCCAUCUUGGCUGGAUCUUUGAUGGAGACGGCAACUUGGAAGGGAUGGGACGAUCCUACCGUGGAUCCGGACCGACCGAACUACGAGGACUGGAAGGGAAUUGCUGGAUUAGACCUGGCAGGAGAAAAUGUUUCAGUAUUUCCACACAUGGGCGAACAAUGGCAAGACAUUGUGGAUGGCAAGAUGGCACAAUUGAAUGCUGAUACCAAUGAUGAUGGUGAUCAUGAUUCUUCAGAUUUCUCAUUACCAGCGCCAGAAGUGUAUUGCUUAAGAGAUGACCAAGCUGUAUGUGUGAAUGGAAGUGGUUCAGUAUUGACGCGGACACUGUUAGAAUAUGCACCAGAAUAA